AAACAGUGGAUACAAGCUUACAGAAGGGUUUAAAAUCAAAAUCUUCUGCGGUUUUCACUCCACAUGGGUACACUUGUCGGCUAUUCGAGGGCUGUGGGUGCACUGCAGGACCUGGGUAUAUCAUUGAGCCCCACAUACUACUGCAAGGUGCCCCACAAGGGCUUAUUAUUAAGAAA
Molecule: messenger RNA, 176 nt
Organism: Dovyalis caffra
Lineage: Eukaryota; Viridiplantae; Streptophyta; Magnoliopsida; Malpighiales; Salicaceae
Source: the annotation of a GenBank genome assembly